AUGCGUCUUUCAGCCAUUGCUGUUGCUUUCUCAGCCGCAACUCUUGCGAGCGCACAACUCACGUACAACCUUACGCAAGCCCUGCAGCCCGGCAACUUCGCCAAGUACCACUGCCUCGACAACGACAAGCUCAUGGCUCUUAUGCCUCCAGUCACUGCUCAGUGUCUCGCAGAGUGUCAACUAGCCGCCAACAAAGGCGAUGGCUGCGCCGAGAAUGAUUUCGCAUGCCACUGCGUGAACUACUAUGCAUACUCCAGCCUCAUCGAACCCUGCGCCUUUGCCCUCCCCGCCAACCCCGAAACCAACCCUCCCUGCGACCAGAACGCGCUCUUCGCCGCUCGACCUAUCAUCCAGGACUUGUGCAAUUUCUUCAAUGCGACGCUGUAUGCCGACUACCGCAGGUGUCCGCAGGAGCUGAGCAGGAAGAUGACAUAUGAAAUUGUUGCAAAUGAGGAGGUUGAUUGUGGUGAUGAAUAA
Molecule: messenger RNA, 477 nt
Organism: Dothidotthia symphoricarpi CBS 119687
Lineage: Eukaryota; Fungi; Ascomycota; Dothideomycetes; Pleosporales; Dothidotthiaceae
Exons: 3
Coding region: 1-477 (158 amino acids)
Source: RefSeq, a predicted model, not a curated record